CAUUGUUUCAGGCAUUACCCAAUAGGAGUCCUUUUUGACAUUUUUGAGAGCGACAUACAGCUCCCUUGGGUGAUAAAUGUGAGAUUUGACAACUUCCCAGAGCAAAAGCUCUUGCACUGUCCUUCCAAGGAGUACGUCGAAUCUCAUUUCCUGUCUUCAUUGAAAAAGGCAGAUGUAAUGAAGCACAAGACACAGAUUGUCACUAACAUGCAGAAGAAAGAUCACCGUCAGUUAUGUCUUGGGCUUCAGAACGACAAGUUUGACCAAUUUUGGGCCGUGAAUAGAAAACUUAUGGAAUCAGGGCCUGACGAGUGUUUUAAAAAUAUUCCGUUUAAGUUGUAUUUCAGGGAAGAACAUUAUGUUCAGAAGCUAGUUAAACCGGUUCACCAGGAGGUGAAAAGAAAAACCUUCGGAGAUUUUAUUAAUGAAGUCGUCCCCGCCUCUGUCGACAUGAGUUCAUUUAAAAUUUUAAUCCACGGCAUUGAAGUGCCACACGAGACUCCUCUCCAGUGGAUGAGCGAGCACCUGAGUUACCCAGACAAUUUCCUUCACUUCGUCAUCUCCAGCAAGUGUAAAUAGUGGAUGUGGAUUUCUACCAACAAUUUUACAUUAAAUUUUCCUAUUCGUGUUCAUUUUAUUUUUAUUGUUAGAUAAUUUAUAUACAGUAUAGAACUGAUUUGUCUUUUGUUUUAAUAUUGAGAGGAAUUUUUUUUAAAAAUUAAUUUAAUUAAUUUUUACAUCAUUUUAACUAAAUGUAUAUAUAAAAAUAAACAAAACAAUUUUGUUGCUAAUAUUAAGUUUUAUAAUCUUACAUAAUCAUGUUUGAGUUUCUUUCUACUCUUGUAGUCAUGUGAAAUAUAUUUUGUAUCGGAACUUAGUGACAAAUUAAAACAUUCACAUUAAAUG
Cimex lectularius (bed bug) is the source of this 906-nucleotide messenger RNA. Its product is annotated as autophagy protein 5-like. The record is from RefSeq and is a predicted model, not a curated record. Gene Ontology annotation, biological process: autophagosome assembly; nucleophagy; autophagy of mitochondrion. Gene Ontology annotation, cellular component: phagophore assembly site membrane; cytoplasm; Atg12-Atg5-Atg16 complex. NCBI's taxonomy places the organism in Eukaryota, Metazoa, Arthropoda, Insecta, Hemiptera, Cimicidae.